Molecule: messenger RNA, 3132 nt
Organism: Carassius auratus (goldfish)
Lineage: Eukaryota; Metazoa; Chordata; Actinopteri; Cypriniformes; Cyprinidae
Exons: 4
Coding region: 64-2112 (682 amino acids)
Molecular function (GO): DNA binding
Source: RefSeq, a predicted model, not a curated record
GGCACAGAAACUCAUAACAUUAAGAGAUGUCAUUGGUGUGUGGGCUGUCCAUCUUUUCUGCGCAUGGCACGAAACGAAAUUCAAGUUCAAACUGCGGCAAAUGUGUCAGAAAGAGGUUCAGUAGGCAAGAGCGUGAUGUCUGGCGAAAUGUCCGAAGCGUCUGAAAGCAAAGGCGAGAACUUUGGUAGUAGUUCUAGUGAUGGCGACCAGCAAAACCUUCCACAUCCCUGGCCUUACCUCAAAGAAUUGUUCGAAAUCGUCGGGAGCAAAAACGACUCAUGGAGAAUGCACUGCAAACUUUGUGAACCAAAGAACCAUGUGCUUUUGGCUUUCAAGAACUCGCCUUCCAAUUUGAAAAAACAUGUAGAGAGAAAACACCCUAAUCAUCUGGAGAGAUACAAAACUUUGACUUCAAACACCCAAAGAAGAAAGCCAGAAAGAGAACCAGAUGAAAGCCCCCCAUCCAAGCAAACUAAGUUAUGGGAAACCAGAAGAGUGUCCCAGGCCAGUUUGGAUAAAUCAGUCCUCCAUUUUAUCAUACAAGGCCUUCACCCACCUAAUGUAGUUGAGCAGCAGGGUUUCAUAGAUCUUGUACAUCUUCUCCAGCCCAAUAUUAAUGUGAUUUCACGCAACACUGUUGUGAACAAAGUAGAGAAGGCUUCCCUGGAAAUGAAAAACAAUCUAAAAACCGUUCUAAGUGAACUUCAGUUCAUUGCCACUACAACUGAUUGCUGGACAGCUUACAGGCGUGGAUUCAUAGGUGUCACAGCACACUGGAUAGACCCCCAGACUAUGACGAGAUGUUGCGCUGCCCUAGCCUGCAGACAGCUUAAAGGUUCACAUACUUUUACUGUUCUUGCCAGUGCUCUGAACGAUAUCCACAGUGAAUUCAAUAUCCGUGAAAAAAUUACCCGCACCACAACUGACAAUGGCUCAAAUUUCGUAAAAGCUUUUAGGGUUUAUGGUCAGACUGAUGAAAAUAACAAUUUAGCAGCAGAGAGUGGUAAAGGAGAUGACGGUGUUGAAGAUGAAUAUGAUGAUGAAGAGAAGGAUAGCACUGAGAGCAUGGAGUUUGUUGAAGCUGGAGCCAUACUGGAUGAGGACGACUGCCUGGAAUAUCAGCUUCCAAAACACCAUCGCUGCGCCUGCCACCUUCUCAACUUGGUGUCAACAACUGAUGUUGAGGAGGCAAAUAAUAACACAGUUUACAAAAGGGUCUCACGCUCAACAUUCUCAAAGUGCUGGAGUCUGUGGAAUAAAAGUGCAAGAUCCACCACAGCAGCAGAGAUCAUUGAGGAGACUUGCAAACUCCAGCUCUUGAGGCCAAAUGCAACAAGAUGGAACUCCCUUUUCUUAGCAGUGGAAAGGAUUGUGAGAAUUGCCAGAGAACAUGGAGAACGAGCCAUUGCAGCUGUCUGCAGUGCACUGAAGAUACCCAUGUUUACUCCUGUAGAGCUUGCCUUUCUGUCCGAAUAUGCAAAGACUAUGAGCCCAGUUGCAAAGGCUCUUGACGUACUUCAGGGAGAGGCCAAUGUGCAAAUGGGAUGGUUGGUCCCUACAAUAACCCUACUCAAGACUAAGCUCCAGCACCUUCACAUUUCUUCCAAGUUCUGUAGGCCAUUGAUUGAUGCACUUUUAGCAGGACUUGAAAAACGAUUUGGACAAAUGCUUAAAGAUCCGGAGCUGAUAGCGGCGGCUAUUCUAGUCCCCAAAUUCAAGACGUGCUGGACAAGUGAUGAACAAAUCAUAAAACUUGGCCUUGACUAUAUCAAAAGUUACUUGAGAGACCAAACUGUGGAGAAUCAAGGUGAGAGCUCCCAUUCUUCAGAGGAGGAGGACUUCUUUUCUGCAAUCAAACAGACCAGUUCCCAAGAAAAUGCUAAACAGCUGGAGACUUACCUUGGAUGCCCAGGUGAUACAGUAGAGAUACUUAAGUCUUUCCCUGCAGUAUGCAACCUGUCGUUGAGGCUUAACACAGCACUACCAGCCUCAGCAGCCUGCGAGAGACUGUUUAGUUCAGCAGGACUGAUCUUUGGACCAAAAAGGGCACGAAUUGAUUCUAAGAACUUUGAAAACCAGCUUCUUUUGAAACUAAACAGAAGGUUCUGGUGAUUGUGUAGGGUUUGUCAAUGUAUUCUUUCUGUCAUACACAAACACAAGAAUACUGACAUACACACACACACACUCUCGCUCUCUCUUUCUCUCUCUGUCUCUCUCUCUUUCUUUCUUUCUUUCAUUCAUUCUUUCUCUCCCUCUCUUUUUCUCUCUCCCUCUCCCUUUUUCUCUCUCUCUUUCACUCACUCACAUGCACACGCACACACACAAAAUCAACACAAACACUCUUUUUGUGUUCCACACAGACUGACAUGCACAUUUGCCCAAGUCAAGCACUUCAGACUACAGAGACUGUUUUGAUAUGUAGCAUUUGUCCACUUUUAUAGCCUGUUUUUGAAGGGAAUUAUGGACAUGUUCAUCACACAGGCAUAAUUACAAUAAUUCUUUCUCUCUCUCUCUCUCACACACACACACACUCACUCACUCACUCACAAUCUCACACACACAGUCACACCAACAGACACUCUCUUUUUGUUCCACAUGGACUGACAUGCACUUCUGUUCUUGCACAAAGUCAAGCACUUCAGGUUUCAGAGACUGUUUUGAUAUGUACCUAGGUUAUGCUUUAGUAAGUUACUCCCAAGUUUUUGAUGGGACUAAGGGAAUAAUGCACAACAAAGAUGUAUACAACUGCCACAAAAACACUCACUGCACAUACAAAAUGUACAUUCUUGCACUCUCCUACUCUCCUAGUGCUAUGUGCAAAACUAUGCUUUUGUUUUGGUAGUGUUUAUCUGUAUACAGUAUAUGAGUUACUCCAUGUUUUGAAGGAGUUUCAUUUGCAUAGGUUUGAAGUCUAUGUCUCUCUUUUUGUCCACCCACACUCAAAUGUAUUCAGUAUAUUUCUCUGCUUAACACGCACUGACAAGCACACUCCUUAAUACACAGACACUCAAGUCACAGUCAUGUGCUGCUAAAAUAAUGUCCUGAUAGUUUUGCCGGCCACGGUAUGUCUUGAAUAUUACUACCUCAGUUUGAAAGUCUAUUUGAAUUCCAAUAAAGUUUGAGGAAAACAUG